GUAACUGACGUGUCAUCCAGGAAGCGGAAGCGCAGUACUUCGACCAAAGUUUGUUUAGCCUGUUGGCUAAAAACAGCAAAACUUUAGGCGCUUACCUUCGUUUUUAUGAAACAAUAGUAAUAUUAAUCGACUUUAUUUAGUUUAAAGUUAAAGUACUAGUCGUGCUGAACAAAAGCAGGCGGUAAUGGGGGGAACAUCGACCAAGUUACCGAAAGAUCUUCUGUCAGAGUAUCAGGAGCUCACAUUUCUCACAAAGCAAGAAAUCUUACUGGCACACAAAAUAUUCUCUGAACUGCAGGACAGAGAAAAUGGACCGUACAGCACCAGAGUGUCCAUGGAGAAGAUCCUCACACUUCCUGAACUGAAGUCUAACCCCUUCCAGAAAAGGAUAUGUCACGUCUUCUCAACCUCUGACAUGAAGGAUGGCAGCUUGAGCUUUGAGGAUUUCCUGGACCUCUUGAGUGCCUUCAGCGAUUCGGCGACCCUGGAAAUCAAGUCCCACUACGCUUUCCGAAUCUUUGACUUUGAUGAUGACGGGACUCUUGAUGCUAGAGACCUGGAGAAGCUGGUGAACUCUCUGACUGGCGAGACAGACGACACCCGUCUGACGGCGGAGGAGAUGAGACAGCUCAUAAGCAAUAUCCUGGAGGAGUCAGAUAUUGAUAAGGACGGCACAGUCAAUCUCUCAGAAUUUCAGCACGUCAUCUCCAGAUCUCCAGAUUUUGUCAGUUCAUUCAAGAUUGUGUUGUGAAGUUAACACAGAAUGGAAGCUGCUUUCCGGUCCGGAUUUUUCACCUGCACCAUUGAUCUGUCAAUAAUGUAGCAUCCUAAUUGUGAAUGUAUAUUCUUAUUCAGUAUUUCUACCAUUUAUAUAUGUUUGAAAACAUUUUUACUUACUCUGUUAAAAAAAAAAAACUUUCUAUCCUGUAUUUUGGAUCAUAUAUUUGUACCUAAUUUAAUAAACUCUAAUUCAACUUUGA
This is a messenger RNA of Onychostoma macrolepis, 980 nucleotides long. It is a transcript of the gene cib1, whose product is annotated as calcium and integrin binding 1 (calmyrin). The record is from RefSeq and is a predicted model, not a curated record. The transcript is spliced from 7 exons. NCBI's taxonomy places the organism in Eukaryota, Metazoa, Chordata, Actinopteri, Cypriniformes, Cyprinidae. Gene Ontology annotation, molecular function: calcium ion binding. The coding region runs from base 185 to 751 and encodes 188 amino acids.